This is a messenger RNA of Pocillopora meandrina, 7838 nucleotides long. The record is from the annotation of a GenBank genome assembly. Lineage: Eukaryota; Metazoa; Cnidaria; Anthozoa; Scleractinia; Pocilloporidae.
AUGUCAACUUCAAACGAGCCUCCUGUUAAAGUACAAGUUCUGUACCUUGUGAGAAGAAAAAAGGUAAGCCGUUUACUGACGAUGUUUCACUUGCAUUUUGCGCUUCUUUGGCUCUCGAAAUUGGUAUCACUAGCAACCCGUCCCUUCUCACACAACUCUUAUCUGGAGAAGUUUACGGUGAACUUAAACUGAAUGAUGUAUAGAAAGAUGCAUUUAACCCAAGGUUUUAAUCUCAAGAAGAUCAACGAGCUUUCAUCUGACUACCGUUAAUUAUCGUUGGUCAGCCGCGUUUGCCGAUUGUUUAUCUUUGUACUAAUUUCUAGACGACGUUUGUUUUUUCUCGUUAUGAACAGUGGGAAACAAAAGACGUUAGCGUGAGUGGAUUCGACGGAAAAUGUAAGUGUUCCCUUCUUCCUUAUAUUUAUCUCCAUAUGGAGUACAUAUGCUUCAUGGACACGGUUUCAAUUCAACGCCACAACCAAAUUAGUACGCCUUGGUUCGAUGAGUGGUAAUUGUUUUUGGGAUCGCCCACUCUCUUAUCAACGGCAAUGACAACAAGUUAUUUAUAAACAUCUUACAGUUGGAAAUAAGAGCGAAAGAAAUUUUUGACCACAAGUUGCCUUUUGAAAUCGGCGAUUCGCGUUUAGAUUAAGUACGAUCUUUGAAGUGCGAAGCAUUUCAUUUUGAUUUUGUCAAUCAAGUUAAUUCUAGCGAUCGAAAUGACACCUGCAAGAACUUGCUCAAUGGUUUUGCGAUUGAGAAACUAUACACAGUUCAGAAAGUGGUGGGAUUGCUUGUUAUGAUGUUGUCUGUGCCCCACUCACCCCCGGCCCACAGACUGUUUCACCUGGCUGUUUGUAGCUUCUUUUCUCACAAGUAACCAAGUAAAAUGAACAGAAAGUCAGACAAAGAGUACCUUAGAAGUGAAGAUGGUUCAUUUUGAGCCUCAUUUAAAGAUGGAAUUUCUUGCAAGAGGCAGAAUGAUAUACCCAUGAGAUAAAUCUUAAGUUUUCCAAAGUAGUGCUGAAUGUCAUGAUCCUCUAACUAUUUUUAACUACCUUAAAGCUACAUGAGGGAAGUGACAUAAAUAACCAAAAUGCUGCAACACGCAUGGCAUUAAGAUACUGUAACAAGUCUUGAUCUGCUACAAACUGCUCUGUGUGCUUCACUUUCUAGUCAAGUUACUGUAAGAUAUUUCAUUACUGUGAUGAAAGCACAAAUUGAUAGAAAUUUGACUUGUCAUGGAUUCAAAAUUAUGAAUGCCAUAAUCUGUCACCCACUAAAAAAUAUUCCAUUUUUCACUUUAGUCAUAGUCUUAAGUCAUAGUCAAAACUCCGUCUUCAUUUUUUGAUCAUUGCAUUCAGACUUGAUUUGGUUCCACCAAAAUUCAUCUGUAGUUUGUAUUGAUACUUAUAAUUUGUUCAACAAUCAAGAGCCACUCUUUUGGAUGAUAAUAUCCCUAUUCUCUUAGUAUUAAUGUUUGUUUUAGCAAUGAUACGUCCAGAGAGGAUAUGAUGCCAAUCAUUGUUGGAGAUUAAAGGAUUAAGAUUAUGCCUAGAUAACGGGGAGGAAAAUUUGAGGAAAUAGUUGUGAUCAGAAGGGUAUUGAUUUGAUCUAAUUCCAAAUUCUUUGAACUUGCCUACAAAGAAGUGUAUAGGAACUUUCACAGAGAGUGUCCACCAUGAUCUUAGGAAUGAGGAGGACAGAAAGAAGCCCCUACAGGGGCUUAUAUGAAUUGCUAUGGUUUUACAGAAAUCAAUAACAGCCACAUUUGUUUUUUAAUCUUGCUUAGGAUUAGUGUGAUUAACAAUAAUUUGAAUAUUUAACAUGCCUUUUGCUCAUCAGGUCAAAUAAAAGUUGAAUCAACAGCAAGGAAAAUCUUGCGACAAAAAACGAUGGAAAUUGAAUUGUCAGGGAACAACUUCUGUGUGGUAGAGAUGGGUACAGCAGGUUGUCAUAGCAAUGUGAUUGGACUUUUAUGUAUGAAACGGGACUCCAAAAUACAAGGGCAUUUCUUUAAGUCCCAACACAAGGAAAUACUCAACAACUUGAUGACCAUACUCAGAGAGUGCUGUAGAGGUGAGAGAAGUGUUUUGUUCAUGAUUUAAGUUGCCAAUUGCUAUUGAAAGAAUUAACAACAUUGAUGUGAGACAUCACUUGCUUGAAACACUUUCAGCAGCUAUUUAUUGUGACCAGUUUUGAGAGAUAAAUUUUUCUUUUUGCCAUUUUCAAAAGUAAUGAUUUUCCUACAUGUUGAUUGAUUUUAACUCAAAUAAUAAAACAAGUGGGAAGAUAUCUGACAUGGCCUAUGAAUAAGAAAACAAAAAUGGUCAGAAACUUUUUUUACAUCCAUAUCUUAUUUUGAAUUUAAAUUUCUGCAAUUUAUUGAGUAUCAUUAUUUGUGCAAACAAAGAGCCUUGGAUAAUCCUGACAUAUUUACUUAUAAUCUAGAUAGAAUUUGUGGAUCACCAGAGCCAAUAACUGACAUUUUUAGAGUCAGGCAAGGAUAGUAUUGCUUUAGCAUAUUCAGUCACUUCCCACCUUAACUAAGGAGACAGUAAAACAAUCAAACACCUGUUGUGAUAAGGUUAUUAUUCAAACUUGUGCCUAAUUGAAUACUUAAUGGUGGUACUUAAUAGUUGCACCUGUCUUGUGAAGCUUUGAGACUUUGUCAUUAAUUUGUUUGUGUGUUAAUUUGUAGUUGAUUCAUUUGAUGUGAACUUGGAUGAAGACCUGAACUGUUUCCCUUCUCAGUCAACCAAAGCCCAACUUCAUGUCUUCCAUGACAAGAUCUGUUUGUCAUCAAACUCUGGUUUUGAUUUCAAACUCUUGUGUGAAUAUCCAUUGAAUUCCCUUUCAAACUGGCAACAAGACCCAACAAACGUGACACUGACCAUAGUGCACAAAGGCAAAGAAGAAAAGCUGCUUUUAAAGACUGACAAAGGAAGGGGUAUUUGUGCAAAGUUAUCCUCAUCUGUUCGAGAAGGAUAUCAAGGAGUACAACAAUGUGAUGGCAAUUCCAAUAUUAUCACAAUACCUUCAAGGAUAAGCAAAAGUUGUGAAAUUUUGGAUCACCUGCAUCGUCGUACCAGACCAAAAGCAAAUUCAAUGUUAUCCUCAAAGAGAAAACCAAAACCAAAGUCCCAACUUACCCCUGAACUGAGCAUGGACACCAAAGAUUUUAAACAGAACUACCCUGAUCCAUGUUUUGCUGGCCCUGGACAUUUUGAAAGUAACGUGACUGUAGAAAGCAAGGUGAAACUUACAGCUCUCGAGAUUUGUGAUGAAACAAAUGGUCAGAACAGCUGUUCGUCACCCAGUGACGUACACGACAAUGUGACUCUACAACCUUCUCCCCCUCCAAUUCCACAAAGACAAGCCAAACAAAAUUCAGCAAAGGGUGGUGAAUCUCUCCCAAGAGCGUACACAUUACCACCCAGCUUUCGGAUUGUGUCCCAACUGGAUGUUGGGAAAAGGCAGCACCUUAAAAGUGAGAUAUCAUCUAAGGGAAUAAAAACUGUUGAAAUUAAGGAGCUUGUUCAACCAAUACGUGUAGAUCCUCUUUAUAGAAAUUUUGGAAACCAUUGUGAUUCAUACACAGGCUUAAAGAUAAAUGUGGAAACAAAUAAAACAUCUGAAUCAUGUGGUGUGUGUUCACCUGAAGGAGAGGAACAGGAUAUUUUUAGCAUGGCAGGAAGUGAGGGAGGUUCAGAACCUUGUGUGGAGGAGCCUACAGUUAUGCAAAACAGGGCAUCACCACAACCUUUCAUGAUGUCAGAUUCUGUUCCAAACUCCCAUGCAGAUAGGAAAAUUCAGGAUGAAGAUAAAGAACAAAGUUCAGAUAGUACCUGUCACUAUGUGAACUUGCCUGAAGGGUCAAGACCAAGCUGUUAUCUUUACAUGAAUCUUCCUAAUUUGAAGACAGCACCCAAAGAGGCAGCUGUUUAUGUUAAUCAUGUGUUUAUGAGUCACAGUAUGCAAGGGAUUUAUGAAAAUGUCCAACAGUUUUACAAUGAGAAGUUAGAAGAGUGUGGAGCUCCACCUGUUCCUCCACCAGUGCUUAAACCUCGCCAGCCUCCUCCGAGAUUACCAAAAAGGGCGUGUGGAGGUGGGCAAAGAGUACAGCCAACACCCCCCAGGAGUCCGCCACAUAUGGGGGCUCCUCAUUCACCACCUCCACCCCGUCCACCCAAAAAACAUGGGGGCGUUUCAAAGAUGCUGGUAUGUUUAUGUAUAUUUAUUCAUCCAUUUUGUUAAAUAUUUAGCCACUGUGGGCAUAAGGUUCUCUGUUUCUCUAUGAGAUGAGAGAAUCUAGCUGUGGAAAUUGGAAGGUGUGAAGAAGGAGUUAACAUUUUUCUCAACUUACUGAGGAAAAAUGCUUCUCAUCUUUCUUAAUUUUACUGGCAAGAUGGGUUAAGUUAGAUGGGGCAAGUUAGCAUCUGUCCUCCUCCUUUAUGUGGUAGAUAUUUUGUUUCAGUGAUGUAAAAAAACAUUUUUGUUGGAUUUAGGAAAGAGGCAUUCAGCAGCAACAAGACAUCCAAGUUACAAUUGCAGUUUUUGCAUCAAAAGCAGUAGCUGGUAGGGAGUGGUUUCUGCGCAUUGUUGUGAUGCAACAUGACCCUGAUGAUUCCACAUUCAAGGUAAUUAAGUUAUGGUACCUGCUAUAAAUGAUGUGUCAAAGUUCCACCUGGCUUUUCUCAAUUCUGAGUUUUAGGUUUCCUUGCAAUUUUUGCUAAUGCUAGAGGGGAUCAUCUUUAAGAUGUUGAUUUUUCUUACGCAACCUUCCAUAGCACCAUUUUCUAGACCUAGAAAUACAUCAGAAGUCAUGAAAAAUGACUAAAUGUUAUAUGUUUGAAAUUCUAAAGAAAAAAUAUCCUAGUUACCACAUCAUUCUGAUUUUUCAUAAUCAACUCCCCAAUUUUUGGUCUUGGGAAACAUUCAAAAGGUCCAAAGAUACUGUGGUUGCUAAACAUUCUGAAUUCAUGUCCAAAGAUCUUUCUUCUCUAAUGGCAAUGCUUAUUUAACAUACAUUUUCAAUCUGCUUGUUCCUUAAAGAUGGUGAUGGAUCGUGAACUUGCAAGUAACUACCGCCUCAUGCAGACCCACCCAUUCAGUAUCUCCUCAGACAUAGUCAUAUCACUGAAACACCAGUGCAAACAAUUUAAACUUACCAGUGAAAAUGCUCAAGUAAGUUUUAUGAUCAUUACUAAUGGUUUACCGCAUAUUUCCUGUGGCUGAUUUUCAUUCAGUUAAACCUAGUUUUAGCUAAGCAUGUUUUGCUGGUGUGAAAAUAAAAUAACUAUUAGUACUAGUCAUCAAGUAUUGGUUAUGGAAAACUGAAAAAAAAAUUUUUGGCGGAGUUACAUGUGACCUGCAUUUCAUUUAGGAAAUAGUCCUAAAAGUCAGAACAGAAUAAUAUUUUUAUUAUUUACAAUAUUUACUUACAUUUACUUUAAAUUCCUACUUACAGGAAGUUGGCUAUAAUAUCAUUAAGGACCUUUUGCAUGGUUUUUGGUUUGUGAUCGAGUUUCACCUCGAACACUUGAGCAGUGAUGGGGAACACUUUGUGGGAAAUGUCUGCGUAGAACCCAAAGAUCUUCUUCCUGGUGAAAAGUGUCCUGUAAACAAAAGGGUUAAUCUUGGAAUUAAUGAAGACUUUGAAUUGAAGGUUCAUCCGGUAAGUUAUGAUUGCAUUUGUUCAUUGGCACUUGCUUUUGAAAUGUUUGGAAACCCACUGUUCUAGCUAAGUUUUGCUUGUUAUAUUUAUGCAAGCCUGCAGAGUACCUACAUCUACUAGUCACUUGUAAAAAAAUUGUGGUUUUGUGCUCCAUUGUAAAGUAAUUGUUACCCUUAAGUUUUAGCCUUUUAACUCCUUACACCUUACCAUUAGAUUCUCUCAAUGCUGAUUCUUACACUUCCUGUGGUAAUGACAAGGAGAAUUUGUUUGACAAUCAGGAGCCUCUUUAAUUGGUGGUCUUUUCCAUUAUUCUAAUGUGACCUUUACAUUUGAUUCAAGGGUAAUUCUGCAAGGCAAAAUUAGAAGCCAUUCACUCCUUGGGGUGAAAAGGCUAAGCUUGCUAAUUCUUAAGUUUCAUAGGGACAAGUUACAUUUUUACCCCACGGUAAAGCAUUAUUGUGACAGUUCCACAGCAGGUUGUUUACUGAAAAGAGUAACAGAUCAUUUGUGCACAGAAACUGAAACCUUUUUGAAGGCAAACAAGUUUUACAAAAGAUGAUCAAAUAUUUACCAAACAUUUUGAUUUUGAAUUUCAGCAACGCGUUAAUUGUAAACAACAUGGAAUUCUUCGGGGACAGGCAAACCAGACAAGCAAACAUGUGAUUUCUGAUUAUGCAAAACGGAAAAAAAUGUGUGGAUUGCUUGAUAUUUCCUCAUACAAACAAAACUGGAGAGAUGUUGCUGGAAAGUUGAGGUUUAGCUGGGAGGAAAUAAAGGGCAUCGAGGACAAAGCACAUAGAUGCCCCACCUUUUCACCAAUGGAAGAUGUUCUUACGACAUGGGAACAGAGGGAUCCUGAAAGCAGCUUGGAAAGACUUAUCAGGGUAUUAAGAGACAUUGAACGAUUUGAUGUCAUAAGUGAUCUUGGUUUUCCAGUAGGCUCUGAAAUUUUAUGAUCCAUGCCAUGCUGUUGCUGAUUUAUGAAGAACAAUGAUGAGUGUUAUGGGCUGGUGUACCUGAAAUUUGAAACCAAAUUCACCCUUCAGUAAUUAAAAGCAAAGUGAGGUCCAAGACAAAUAUAUACUUUGUUUGUUUUUAAGUGAGAAAGAAAUCACUGUUUCAAUUUAAUUUUAUGACAGUGAAAUUAACUGACUACUAAAUUGAAAUUGGUCUACUGCAGCCCAGUCCCAAGUAGUUCUCAAGUGUAAGGAAAGGUAGAAAAAUGUAACUGAAAUGACAUUCUCAUGCUUACAUCACUGGUAAGUGCUGGACUUAAGGACUGCUUAAUUUAUAGGGUAUCAUUAGUCGUAUUUCUGGUGUGAAAUUGAAAUUAAUUUUUCUAAAAUGUCUCUUCAUUUUUUUGAUCAGUUUAUGCUCCUUGAUGAGUUUCCCAUUUUGAAUGGAUUACAAAAUUUUCAUCUUGAAAAGUCAUUUUACUUAAAUAGUACUGUAUCAUUCAAUUUUUUGUUAAAAAAAAAAAAAAAAAAAAAAAAAAAAGGCCAGAAUUCUUGGUUCUUAAAAAUCAGUGCCAAUAUAAAACUCUUAUCUCAGGGUCAGAGAAAAUGGUUGAAAAACAGCCUGUUUACUGUGAACAAGUUUUAGCUCUUGGAGAUGGAGGGGGCUGGGGUGGAGAGUUUUGAGACGACAGGUUUUACAGAUACUUGGGUGUAGCUUUGGUAUCUACCCUAAUUUGGUUUGGAUUAGGAACUAACAUGUCAAAAGGUAGAAUAAACCUGCUAGGGUUUGUAAUGGUCACAAAAAUGCUUGUAUUUGUUUACAGUUUUUAUACAUUUCUGUCUUUUUUUCCUAAUUUUUUAAACAAAUCUUCUUUGUACAAGGCAUUUUCAUAACUUUAAUGGCAACUUGCUCUACCAUUGCAGUAGGUUCCUUUAAUAUACAGUUUCAGUGUAAUACUUUUUUGGUGUAUAUUUUGAUGAGGUAAUUGACAAAGGUAACCUACAUGUAGGUUACAACAUGUGCAUGGCACCAAAACUAAAUGUUUGUUUCUUCCUAUGGGAGUUGUUAUAAAGUAAAAGUUUCACUUUAAGUUUACUGAAAUAAAUGCAUUUUUACAAAAAUGUGCCUCCCCUUAUAAAUCUACCAAGUAAGUUCCCUAAAAACAUGUCUUUGGUUUUAUACAAAACCAACAAAAUCACCAAAG